Myotis myotis is the source of this 7855-nucleotide messenger RNA. RefSeq names its product glycoprotein hormone subunit beta 5 (gene GPHB5). Gene Ontology annotation, cellular component: extracellular region; cytoplasm. Gene Ontology annotation, molecular function: hormone activity. The record is from RefSeq and is a predicted model, not a curated record. The transcript has 4 exons. The coding region runs from base 5451 to 6029 and encodes 192 amino acids. Lineage: Eukaryota; Metazoa; Chordata; Mammalia; Chiroptera; Vespertilionidae. Gene Ontology annotation, biological process: regulation of thyroid hormone receptor signaling pathway; G protein-coupled receptor signaling pathway.
ACCAUUUAGCCACCCCAGCCAGGCCCUGUUUCUUUUUUGAAAGACUCACUUUUACUUGUCUCUUAGGAAAACAGCCUUAAUCAUGGGUGGUCCUGCCUUAUAAUUACCCCCAGGAGCCUUUGUCUAAGUUUCUGAUCAACUUUCAUUAAAACUCAUGAUCUGUUCUCCUUUUCUGUGUGGAUGGGUGUGUCCAGGGUUGUGUGGAUAACAAUAAUUUCAGUUGAUGUGAGAAACUGGUUGUCUUGGAGUGCUCUUCUAAGUAGAUAAUGCCAAUUCUUUAAAAAAAACACACCAUGCAACUCAAGUAAUUCUUGUUUUAUUAGCUCUUUUGGAGUGGGCUCCUGUUCAGUUCAAGGCCACAUUAUUUUUGAUUAUCAACUAUGGAGUGUAACUUGUCUGGAGGGAAGAACAAGCAUGCUUAGCAGAGGCGAGUGUACUGCUCCUUCACCCUGCCCAACUCCUCUCAGGAGCAGCUGGCCUCGUCCCUUUUCUCUUUCCCUGGGCUGUAGUGAGUGCUGUGAUGGCCCCAGAAGAUAUUGUCACUGGAACCUGUGGACGUGACCUGAUUUGGAGUGGUUCCUUGCAGAUGUAAUUAAGGAUCUAGAGGUUAGAUCAUCCUGUAUUAAGGGCGGGCUCUAAAACAAAAUGUCCGGUGCUCUUAGAAGAGAAAGAUGGAGACAGAGACUCACACAAAGAUGCAGACAUACAGAGAAGGUGAUGUGAAGGCAGAGGCAGAGACUGGAGUUAGCAGCUCCACACCAAGGAACAUGGAGGAUGCUGGCAGCUAGGGGAGGGGCACGGAGUGGAUUCUCCCUCAGAGCCUCCAGAAGGAACAAAUCCUACCGACACCUUGAUUUUGGACUUCUGGCCACCAGAACUGUGAAGGAAUACAUUAAUGGGUUGUGGUAAUUCAUUUUGGCAGCCCUAGGAAACUAAGGCAUAGGGUAUAUGCAGGGAUGUGAGAUGUUACUAUCUGUAGUGUUUGUUUGGAUAAUCUGAGUUCCCUCCAAGAGAGAGAAUUGGGGACUAGCAGAUUAUUUGGAACUGGUGUCAUGGGUCCAGAAUGGCUAUUGCAAGGUCUUUGGAAAUAAAAAAGCCAAGACAGAGGCUGGAGGCCUCCUUGAGCCCACAACACCAGGGAUUUGGCUGAAGGAAGACCAGAAGGGUGUAUGCCUCUCCAUUGAGACCAGUCUGUGCUGUCUGGGUAGAAAAUGAACACUUGCUGGGAUAAGAUAUGUUUGCACGUAUAUAAUUUGUGAGGAAAAUGACCUCAGGAAGGGAGAGUGAUAGAGAUAUAGCUGUCUCCUGCACAUCCCCUACCAGGGAUCAAGUCCACAACCCAGGCAUGUGGCCUGACCAGGAAUUGAACCUGUAACCUCUUGGUUCAUGGGUUAACCCUCAACCACUGAGCCACUCUGGCUGGGUGAGGCUAGAUUUUCUUUAUAUGCAUCACCAAUAUUACAUGCUACAGCAGAUUGAAUAAAAAAGAUAUCUAUGAGAAUUCAGAUGUUUCUAUAAUUUACAAAUGUGUAAAACAGAAUAGUUUCUCUUAGUCUUUCUUUUGGGAAACAUAAUUAUUUUUCAAAAAAAUGUGUUAUUUAUGUUAACAUGUAAUGGGCUUAUUAUUGUUAUUUUAAAAUUAAUUAAUAGGUAGAUAUAUUUUUACAAUUCUCAGUUUUAUUUUUUACUAUGUUAAAUACCUAUGGGCCGAACCUACAUCAACAAAAGCUCUUGAGAAUACUCAAUACUUUUUAAGAGAAUAAAGGGACCCUGAGACCAAUAUGUUUAAUCAUGUACACAUCCAAUAUUAUUCACAUGAUAAAGUCUUUAAUUUCAAAGUCCUCAGUAGAAGGGAAGCACAAACUAUUUGUAUAUAAGAUACACAAUGAUUGAGAUAUUUAAAUUUUUAAGUAUUACUCUUGGUGGUUAAUUAUUCUUUUUUCCUAUAAAAUAGGGUUAACAUCAAUUUAAUGGGGUUGUUGCUGUAUGUAUGUAUGCAUGAAUGUAUGUAAAUAUAUAUAAAAAGAUAUAUGUAGAAUGCAUGGCAUGAUCCACCUGUCUCUCAAUGUUCUUUAUACUUUUCAAGUAGACUAUAAAUAUGCAUAAGUAUGUUGACUUAAUCUGGGUUAUAUUCCUCUCCGGUGGCUUUGUGAGCACAUCCCUGGGUGGUAUGUAUAGUCCUACAGCAUUGCCCCUCACCAUCAAAUAAAAAUGCCAUGUAAAGAAUAUUUUAGAUAUCUUUCUUCAUGCCCCAUAAAGAGAACAGAUCCAAGUGGUAACCCCUAAGUAAUGAUUGCCGUUGCUUCCCUAAACAGAAAAAGCGAUGCAGCCUGCUACAAGAUGUUCUUUGCGGAGAGCUGGAAAACUGCUGUUGUCCUAAGGCUGUCUCAGAACCUUAGUGAACCUGAGUGACAAGUUCCUAAGAGGAGAGAUUACAGAAUUCUUUUGGUGCAUUGAAAAAUCCUUACAACCUUUUCUUUUUCCCCCUCCACUUGACAAACUGUCCCUCAAAACUGUUGCGAUUACUACUAUUUUCUGUUUUUCUUUUCUCAGAUUUACCUACAACCCCUCUCAGAAAUCCUUGGCUAUGAUGUCUGAGAUUUCGGAACAGAAUGGCUCAUGAAUGUGACUAGAAACCAGAUAAUGAAAUUUGUGUUUGGCUUAACUACCAGGGAAAGGGCAUGGAGAAAAAAGCCACAUGUAGUCCUUCUAGUAUUUUCCUUUGAUCAAAUGUCAUGGUUCUGAAUACUAGAAAUCCUGGGUUAGUUGGAAAGCUGACUAAACAGCACAGAGUUACUAUGUUAUUCUGAAGAAAACAAACACGUCUCUGUUGUCUUUGUAGUUUCUUUUUACAGACGCGUUGAAAAAGUUUUACAUUUUAAUGAUAUGGAUUUCAUUCCCAUCUGCGGCAUCUGAUGGACAGCUUAUGAACAUGAACUGGAAGAAGAUUAAUUCUUUAAUGUUGGGAAUGGCUGGAGAAUGUUUUGUUACCAGAGAACCUGUAUCUUGUGACUCACCCUCUGAAGUGACAGUGAUGCUUAUGAAGAUGAUAAUGGAAGAGGAUGAGAGAAGAUUCUCUGGGGCCUGGGCCUGGAGACAUCACCCACCCUUUUGUUUGUUACCUCAAGAGAGUGACUUUAAAGACACAAGUCCGGAUGUUUCAGGUCAAAUCUAAAAGGGUUGAACAGUUUUCUUGAGAAACCCAGUUCAGGAUGACAGCUCACCGCCAACUGGCUGGCUCUAGACCCAGCAGGUUGGGAAGAUCACACCAGGUAAGCAGUCUGUCCCCAUCACAUCCAAGUUCUGAUCAUGCUACUCACAGGCGGAGGGUUGAAGAAAGUCCCUUAUUCCCAGGCUCGUUCAAUUUUCUAUAAAUCCCUAUAAUAGUCUGACUCUAGAAAUAGGUAUAUUGAUGAUGCAGUGAUGGAUUCACUGAGGGUUGUUAUAGGUCUCAAAAAAAAAAAAUGAAACAUUUAGUGAGAAGGAUGUUUGUUUAAAGAACACUUUUUAUUUUGCAGAAAUUGGGAAUGCUUUAACUUAUUUUAGUAUCAUUUAUCCAUUUAAUGUGCAUCCUAAAUGUCUCUGGCUAUAUCAUUAUUUUCAGUGAUAUGUAAACUCUAAAGGGCAAGGAUGAUGUCUGCUUCAUUUAUUUUUUAGAGCAUCCAGAACAAUAAUACCAUGAACACGAGGUUUUCAAUCCAUUUGUAUGCUGCUGUUGCAGAUUUGAAUACAAACUGUGUCCCAUACUCAUAAAGAACACUAUUUCAUUUUUAGUUUAGACUUUUAAGAACCAAAAAUCAUAGCAUUAUAUGUAGCACAAAUGUAUACUUAUUGGUUUAUUUUAAUUUUAAAAGUAUCACUAUUCAUUGAUUUUCUAUCACAAACGUCUGCUCAAUGAAGAAAAUGUGAAAAAUGCUGAAAACUAUGUAGAGGACAUCCAAUGUCAUCAUUCAUUCCUGUGCUGGACGAUAAAUCACUUUGAACAUCUUGGUAUUUUUCCCCCUAAAUGAUUCAUUUUCAAGUGCUAUUAAUAUUAUCUAAUCCUUCUCUCAUUUUAAGACUUUCAAAACGAUUCUUCUCCCUGCGAUUUCCAUCCUUUCAGCUCGUGAUCCAGUGUUCUUUCCAGGAAGAAUUAUUGCUUUGUUAUUUCUCAUUGUAUUGAAUUGUAUUGUGAGUUAAGGGAAAGAGUGUGCCAUGAGCUACUAGUGACUGACUCCUGUUUUGAAGGAAAAUUUAAUCCAUCUUGCCCCAAUGCAUUUGUUGUCCUGAGAGCUAGGUGAACUACCUUUGACUGUUUCCCUAGGAUUAUGUCACCCACCGAGGUAACUUUCUGUUUCAGUAGGUGAUGUUAAGAAACAAAACAACACCCUUUACGUGGAUCAGUUUUGGAAAAUAGAGACCUGCUUUAUCUCCCAGGUCUUUGAUGUGUUCAGUGGUUCCUGUAAGGAUCUGCCUCUCUUUUGUGUUGAUUGACAAGACCUUUCUUAUAUAUUUGAGCAGUCAAGCAGCCCAGUAACAGAGGGUAGAGACAUUUCCCCAGAGCGAGCUUCUACCACCCAUUGUGACUUGCUGAGACCUUGGGCAAGUGUGAGCUCAAGAGAAGAGUUGGCUUCCGCAAGAGCAGGUGAGUGCAUCUCAUCUCUGUACCCUCCUUCCUCACGAGGGGAAGUCCAAAGAGCUCUGAUAAGGUGACAGGUCAGAAGCAGGAGCUGGGAGAUCCGGUUUGGAAAUAAAUAACUCUGCAACCUGUUUUAAGUGAUAAUGAAUUGGGGGUGUUCCAUAAGUGCAAUGUCCACUCUCACUUUAAUACCCAGGUAUGUUCUGUCUAGUGGGCCGAGCGUGAGGGAGGGAUUCUGGCUCCUGAAAGAGCCCAGGAAAUGACCAAGCUGCAGAGAGGACAGACUUACAGUAGACUGGGAUUAUGUGUUAGCACCCCCAAGGUUUCCAUCAUCUGGAUUUAAAUGGAAUCACAACGAGGUGCCAUGUCAGCAGAGGCACAGAGCGGAGGCAUCGGGCAGUGAAGGGGACACGCUGUUAUAGAGGGCCACCAAGUCAGGUGCGGGUUUCAUAAUAUCUGUGCAUGACCAGGCUUUGUGGCGGGUUGGGCUAGUAAAAAUAUAGAAGGGCAUACAAUUAUUAUUUACCUGCCUCCCCACCUCGAUUCCACAACCAUCCAUGACACUGAAAAUAUAAUUUUAAGCAAACAUGUAACAUGGCAGCAAAUACAGUGGUUCUGAAGAAAAAGAAUGUGUGUGUAUCCAUGUAUUAGGAUAUGCAUAAUUUGGGGUGUGAUUCAUAUUUUGUGUUCAUUUUGAAGAGACCAUUGGAACAGCUUUUUAUUUUUUAUUUUUAUUUUUUAACACCCAAGGCAAGUCCAGCAGUUGGGCCAUAAUAAGGAAAAGCCUGAGGUUGCCCCUGGAGGGUUGGGUGUCCAGUGAGCACCUGGGCCCAUGGAGUCCAUACUGGAGUCAGUGAGUCCCCUGUGGUGGAGUUCGUGGGCACCUGCAAUUUCUCGGCUUAUUUCUUCUGAAAUGCUAAGAGCCGGGUCCCUUUGGUAUCAGCCUCGUUGGCUGCCCCACGGAGGGCAGCUGGAUCAGCUAACAGACUCUCUUUCCUCUCCCUCUCCCGGGAGCAGCAUGAAGCUGGCGUACCUGUUCCUCGGCCCCAUGGCCCUCCUCCUCCUGGCUGGCUGCUGCUGUGUCCUCAGCACCUCCAGCGGGAACCUGCACACCUUUGUGGGCUGUGCCGUCAGGGAGUUUACUUUCCUGGCCAAGAAGCCGGGCUGCAGGGGCCUUCGGAUCACCACCGAUGCCUGCUGGGGCCGCUGUGAGACCUGGGAGAAGCCCAUUCUGGAGCCCCCCUACAUCGAAGCCCACCAUCGAGUCUGUACCUACAACGAGACCAAACAAGUGACCGUCAAGCUGCCCAACUGUGCCCCGGGGGUUGACCCUUUCUACACCUAUCCCGUGGCCGUCCGCUGUGACUGCGGGGCCUGCUCCACGGCCACCACCGAGUGCGAGACCAUCUGACGCUGGCGUGGCCUGCAGCACGGGUGGCAGCCUGGAACCUCGCAGACCCACCGGCACGGGCAGCACCAGCAGCACCAGCAGCACCAGCAGCGAUGACCCCUGGAUUCGAGGACUGUUUAAUUUGGACCACACUGUGGAGGAGGUUGCCUGUCUCCCUUGGGUUCAGCUCAGGCACCAGGCCCAGAGGCAGCACACAGCUAACAAAAUGCAAAGCCACAUCUGUGCCUUCACUAGAAUAAGUUCUCCGGUUCAUACACCUGCAAAUUAAUUUUCCUCUACCUUGAAGCUCAGGACAUAAUUUGUAUAGCACCAUCGUGGGUUUAUAACACGCCAGUGGUUUCAAUGCAGUGGGCGUAAUUAGGAAAUGAGGCUAGGAAGUCUUUAAAUUCUCAUGUCCUCCUUAAUGACUGGCCUCCAAUAGAUUUAUGACGAAAGGGCCAGAAAUCAAUAAACCACUGCUUUAGCCCCCUGCCUCCACCCCAAAUCCCCCUGCAAGCUUCCUUAGAGAAAGUCCUCCCUCUCCUGGGAACUGGGCAAUUAUUAAAGCAGGUAGGGAAAUGGUAGCUCAAAAGGAAAGGAAUCUGGAUUUGGGUGAUUUUUUUUUUUCAAGCAAAAUUCCCUAAGUCCCCUCAAGGUCCUUAAUAAAGAGGCUCCUUUUCAAUAAAAGUUCUCUGAAACAAUAGGGAAUGGCAGCUGUCAUUUGCACUUAAAAACUUACAAAAUUAAACUCAUGUUUUUAGACUCAUGGGAUGCUCUCCCAAAGCUAUGCCCCAAAUGAUGAACCACAAAUAUUCUUUCCCAUUUAGCCUAUUUGAAAUUGAAAUUGUAAUUUCUUUUAAACUCAGAAAAAAUGUUUGUAAGGGGUAAGACUGCGUUGCUGGCUUGGGGAACGUGAUUGUGUAGCUGUUGGCCUCUCUAUAGCCUCUGGCAGCUGGUUCUCUGGCUCUUUUUAAAACUCCAGUGCUUUGCAAGUGUCUUUAAUUCUGACAUUUUGGGGGUUGAAAUUGACCUUGUUCCUUUUCCACAAUAUGCCGUAAGAAUCUUAUUACUGCAAAUAAAGCCUGUCUUCUGUCUUUUGAAUUGAUGAGAACUUUCCAAAAUAGUUUUUAAUACACCUGGGACAACAAUAACAAACCCUCUUUAAAAUGAACCAUGAGGUUCCUUGUACCUUCAUGUAGGAUGUCGUGUUUAGGAAGGAACACACAGAGCCGGCUGGGUAGCGCGAGUCCCUGAAGUUUCUAUCCCUGACGCAUCACCGCUGGGAGCCAGGAGUCCUCUCUGAGUGGGGAAAUCAAGGAGUCCCCAGGAAAGCAAAAGUUGGGAAGAUGGUCAGGGAUUGGGAUGCUGAAGCAGACAUCUGGGAGCAAAAUCCACCCCACUCUUCAGUGCAGGUCUGUUUUGGGCGGCAAGAAAGUCAACCGUAGCAUGACAAGUAGUUGAGUGCCUGGGGCCUCUGCACAGACGGUGGGCGGUGACAGGGGAUAAUACCGGGUAGCGCCACUCACACGUUCUCAACCCAUCCCUGGGCAUGUCCCUCUGGACUUUUUGAGAGAAAGGGCUGCUUCUUCAGGAAACUUAGGGUGACGAGGCAGAGGUUAUGGCUGGCCAGAAUUUGAGAAAUUCAUCAGUAAGGGCCCUGGCAGUAAACAAAUGACACACUGCAGUGGGACAUUGAGGAGAGUUUGAGCAGAGUUAGGGAAACCAACAAGGGCUGUGAAGCACUUCUAAACACUUGUUUAGAAGCAACGGGCAGCCCUAGCUAAAGCAGUGGUCAGCAAACUCAUUGGUCAACAGAGCCAAAUAUCAACAGUACAACGAUUGAAAUU